Molecule: messenger RNA, 1603 nt
Organism: Zeugodacus cucurbitae (melon fly)
Lineage: Eukaryota; Metazoa; Arthropoda; Insecta; Diptera; Tephritidae
Product: beta-1,4-N-acetylgalactosaminyltransferase bre-4
Exons: 6
Coding region: 230-1426 (398 amino acids)
Biological process (GO): carbohydrate metabolic process; glycosphingolipid biosynthetic process
Molecular function (GO): N-acetyl-beta-glucosaminyl-derivative 4-beta-N-acetylgalactosaminyltransferase activity
Source: RefSeq, a predicted model, not a curated record
UUUUUAUUCAAAGUUACAAUGUGUGGCAGCACAGCUAAUUUGCAUUGCUAUUAAAUUGCACAAAUAAAUACAUUUAGUAAAGUGUCAGGAAAUUACACUUAAGUUACGAUUUAUUCAAGCUGCACUGGAUGUUCUAAUGGGUUUUUCUAAGUUUGUAAUAAUAUUCGAUGAAAUCUGUCUUCUACAAAAGAUCUGGACUGCCGCAUAAUUGCAAUUACGACCAGCGGCAAUGGCACUCUUCACCAAAGCUAAUGGUGUGAGAGCUAUGCUGUGUCUGGUCGGGAUAUGGGUUUUGUUUAGCGCGUUCCUGAGCUAUGUAGAUAAUAAAUCUACAAGUUACUCUACGUUUAGUAGACUUAGCAUUCGGCAUAUGCAUAAUUAUGCCAAAUGGAUUACAAUUGCCAAUAAAUCUUUAAGUGGCAAUAACUCUGAAGAACAUGAUACUUUAAAAUCAAGUAACCGACAAGUACUUCCUUUUGUUUCCGAAGCUACGAGGCCUAUUUUAUUAUUGGACUCACAAAAUAUUUCCAGCGAAUAUAACCAUUCGAAUAAUACAAUACUCCACCCACUGCACUCAAUUAAACAAGAAAACGCUGCUACAUUGAGAGUAAGAUGUAAAGAACCACAAUAUGAUGAAAAUGAAGGGCCAAUAACACCAAAUACAACACUUGAAUCAUUAGACAUUGUGGAAGCUGAACUAGGCCCACUAUUAAAGCCAGGUGGAGCAUUUGUGCCGCAUGAUUGUAUUCCAAAAGAACACAUUGCAAUAGUUGUACCAUUUCGGGAUCGCUAUGCCCAUUUAACCGUGUUUCUGCGAAACAUUCAUCCAUUUUUAAUGAAGCAGCAUAUUGCCUACAGAAUAUUUAUCAUUGAACAAACCAAUGGGAAAGCAUUUAAUCGGGCUGCGUUAAUGAAUAUUGGUUUUUUAGAAGCCUUAAAAAUAUUUCCAUGGGAUUGUUUUAUCUUCCAUGAUGUUGACCUGUUACCUCUGGAUAAUCGAAACUUAUAUACAUGUCCGCGGCAACCGCGCCACAUGUCAGUCUCUAUAGAUACAUUAAACUUCAAGUUGCCUUAUCGUUCAAUUUUUGGAGGAGUUUCCGCCAUGACUCGUGAACACUUUCAGCUAGUGAAUGGCUUUUCGAAUUCGUACUUUGGUUGGGGUGGUGAAGACGACGAUAUGUCGAAUAGAUUAAAGCAUGCUAAUUUAUUCAUAUCAAGAUAUCCUGUUAAUAUAGCACGUUAUAUGAUGCUGAAACAUCCCAAAGAAAAGGCCAAUCCAAAAAGAUAUGAGAAUCUCGUAAAUGGAAUCAGCAAGAUGGAAAUGGACGGCAUAAAUUCCAUAAAAUAUAAUAUCUAUAGCAUAAAAGAAUUUCCAACUUUUACUUGGUAUCUAGCAGAAUUAAAAAUCUUCGAUCAAACAAGUUAAUACUUAUAGUAAUAGAUAACGAAAAUAGUGAUUCCUUAAUUAUUUAAUUAGUUUAAGAAAAAGUUAACAUUAUAUACUUGUUUACUCUAAUUGCUCUACUCAUAUUUAAAAGUAAUUUAUUACAAUUAUUACUGAAACACACUAAUAAAAUGAAUAUAUACCAUUUUCUAAGUUUUA